Messenger RNA from Drosophila eugracilis, 1489 nucleotides. RefSeq lists its product as uncharacterized. The record is from RefSeq and is a predicted model, not a curated record. The coding region runs from base 55 to 1317 and encodes 420 amino acids. Lineage: Eukaryota; Metazoa; Arthropoda; Insecta; Diptera; Drosophilidae. The transcript has 3 exons.
AGCUUUAUUCAGUACCCUCUCUCUUGGAAAUUGAACUAGAAGUUAGUAAACAAAAUGAGCGGGAACCCCGACGUAACUCAGUUCAAUGAUGACGAAUUGGUGCCACCUCACUGGCUCAACUCAGAGUUCAUAGCUUCUGUUCUGGGACACCAUGAAAAGGAACCGGUGGUUAAGGUUAUCGACUUGACCUUCGGACCGGCUAGUGCCAAGGGAGAUCACUAUGCCAGCAUAAUGUUCAGGGCCAAGGUCAAGUACACCAACAAGAAGGGGGAGUUUGCAAAGUCUCUGAUCAUUAAGACGAUGCCAGAGGCGGAGGGUCACAAGAAGGAGAUGAUUGGAGGAUCGCCCAUCUUCGAAACAGAGGUGGCCAUGUAUUCGAAGGUGCUGCCCGAAUUCGAGAGGAUUCUUCGGCAGGCUGGUGAUAGCACUAAGCUUUUUACGAAUUGUAUAUAUCAUAGCCUAGAGCCGCAUCAGGUUCUGAUCUUUGAGGAUCUCGUGGAGAUGGGUUACUUUGUGCUGAGAGAUCGUGAUGCCACCUUAGAUGAGAUACAUCGUGUCUACUUCAAGCUCGCCAAGUGGCAUGCAGCUAGCUUAAAAGUGCAGAAUGAGCAACCAGAUUUUCUGGAGCCUUACACCCAUGGUCUUUUUGAGAUGCCACAUGUUUUCAAUGAACCCUUCAUGAAAACUGGAAUGGAAUUUUUCGUGGACCUUUUGGGCAAGGAACCGGAGCUUAUGAAGUACAAACCUUAUUUCGAAAGCAUCAAGGAAGAUUUCUUGGAUCGCCUUAUGGCAGAGUGGAAAGUAUCCCGAAACAACCCGAAAGCAGACCCUUACAGGGUACUUUGCCAUGGUGACCUACACCUUCGAAACAUUAUGUUCAAGUAUAAGGACCCAGGAUCUUUUGAGGACUGCAUGCUGCUGGACUUUCAAAUCUCCAAUCUUUUCCCUUUGACAUUCGAUCUGGCAUAUUCUAUAUAUAUGCUUAUGGAACCCGACCAUCGCUGGAAACACUAUGAUGAUAUUAUCGACUAUUAUUUUUUCGUUUUGGAGGAUGUUUUAAAGAAAAUUGGAUACAAGGGUAAAAUGCCCACCCAAUCGGGGCUGUGGAAGCGGUUUAAUCAGCACAAAUACUAUGAGUUCUUCCUUAUAAGCACAUUCCUGCCUCUGAUGUGGGCAUUGAAGGAUAAGUUAUUUGACUUUGGUGAUUUGCUUCAGAAUGAGGAAAAGCGCAGAAAAUGCUCAUAUUCUGAGGGCUACAUUAAAGAGGUGAAAAUCUUGCUGGCCCGUUUGGAUAGAUUUGGCAAGCUAAAAGCUUAAAGAUGGAUUUUUUAUAAUGCCUUAGUAAUCAAUAUAUAAAGUGAAAUUUGCAAAUAUAGAAACAGUAUUUACCUUUCAAAUAGCUAAAUAUGUUACUAAUAUGAAGCUUUAUAAAGCUAAACAAAAUGUUUAUUCUGAGUAUGGUGAUUAAAUAAAUGAUAAUAAAAGGUUA